AAACCCUCACCUAAACCCCUAACCCCAAAAUUGACAACAACGAAAAAACCCUAACCCCAAACCCAAAUUAACCGAAAAGUCCAGUUUUUGCCCUUCCCCUUCUUCUUCUUCGGCUACCAAUUUUCACAUAGCUAGCAGUUUUGGAGCUGUUUCGUCUAUCGAAAGAAUCAAUUUUGUGAUUUUAACAGUGGAAGACAAUGGAGAUAGAUAGACUCGAUGGUCGUACACCGAACCAGUUGAGGCCAUUGGCUUGUUCUCGCAACGUCCUCAACCGUGCUCAUGGCUCCGCCAGCUGGUGUCAAGGAGAUACCAAAGUUCUCGUUGCGGUUUAUGGACCUAAAGCGGGAACAAAGAAGAAUGAAAACCCUGAAAAAGCUUGCAUUGAGAUUAUUUGGAAGCCAAAAACAGGCCAGAGUGGAAAACUGGAAAGGGAAUAUGAGAUGAUACUAAAGAGGACAUUGCAAAGCAUCUGCAUACUGACUCUCAAUCCAAAUACCACAACCUCAGUUAUUAUUCAGGUUGUCAAUGAUGAUGGUGCUCUUCUGCCAUGUGCCAUAAAUGCCGCAUGUGCUGCCCUUGUUGAUGCCGGGAUUCCUCUAAAGCAUCUUGCUGUUGCCAUUUGUUGUUGCCUCGCAGAGAGUGGAUACGUCAUAUUGGACCCUAGCAAGCUGGAAGAGCAGAAAAUGAAGGCGUUUGCAUAUUUGGUCUUUCCAAACUCAGUUCUUUCAAUCCUUCCAGAAGAACAAUUACAGGUUGGAGGUGAACCCAUGGAGCAUGGGAUCAUCACCUCUGUUACCCAGGGUGCAAUGUCAGUGGACGACUAUCUUCACUGUUUAGAACGAGGGCGUGCUGCCACUGCAAAGAUGUCUGCUUUUCUCAGGAAGAGCUUGCAACCACAGCUUCCAAUCGAUUCGUCUAAAGCCGGGUGAUUUCACUUGUUACUGACAGUAACCAGCCUCUAUAGCUAGAUUUGAGAGCUAUACAUGAUGAUCAUGGAAACCCUAUAUGGAAGACUUCUUGUAAUAUCUUAUAAAAUGAGAACCCCACUAAAUUUAGUAGCCUGGUUGACAAGAUUUUUGGUUAUAAUCUCCUACAAUUGUAUUAGAAGAACCUCCAGACAAUGUAAUACAGUAAUUUUCAAUGUAGUCCCGAUUGUUGGUAAAUUAUAUUCC
Messenger RNA from Prunus avium (sweet cherry), 1172 nucleotides. Its product is annotated as Ribosomal protein S5 domain 2-like superfamily protein. Gene Ontology annotation, cellular component: nucleolus; nuclear exosome (RNase complex); cytoplasmic exosome (RNase complex). The record is from RefSeq and is a predicted model, not a curated record. Lineage: Eukaryota; Viridiplantae; Streptophyta; Magnoliopsida; Rosales; Rosaceae. Gene Ontology annotation, biological process: poly(A)-dependent snoRNA 3'-end processing; rRNA catabolic process; U4 snRNA 3'-end processing. Gene Ontology annotation, molecular function: RNA binding.